Messenger RNA from Choloepus didactylus (southern two-toed sloth), 954 nucleotides. RefSeq names its product speedy protein E4-like. Bases 1 to 954 code for a protein of 317 amino acids. Gene Ontology annotation, molecular function: protein kinase binding. The record is from RefSeq and is a predicted model, not a curated record. The transcript has 8 exons. Gene Ontology annotation, biological process: positive regulation of cyclin-dependent protein serine/threonine kinase activity. NCBI's taxonomy places the organism in Eukaryota, Metazoa, Chordata, Mammalia, Pilosa, Megalonychidae.
AUGGCGGCCGAUGGGGGUGCACGAACCCAACAGGCAGGUGGGGACGGAGGUGGGGACUUGGGAAUCGGCAGCAGUGAGGUGGUGCUUGAUGUGAGGGACCGGUCUGAGAGCCCCCAGCCUAGCUGCUCUGGGUACUUCCCAGAGGAAACAGUGGACGACGAAAUCCCAGGACCAUCAGCCCCCUGGGUAGAGCCCAGUCCCCAACUUCAGUCCCGUGGCCGGAAGAGGGUCUGGUCAGAUGCGUUCGAGGAAGACUCCGCUCCAGAGCCUGAAGACGCGUGGGUGGUAGAAUCACUGUGCGGCUUGAAAAUGAAGUUGAAGAGGCAGAGGGUGUCGUCUGUCCUUCCCGAGCACCAUGAGGUGUUCAACAGGCUACUUGCCCCCUGGGUAGAGCCCAGUCCCCAACUUCAGUCCCGUGGCCGGAAGAGGGUCUGGUCAGAUGCGUUCGAGGAAGACUCCGCUCCAGAGCCUGAAGACACGUGGGUGGUAGAAUCACUGUGCGGCUUGAAAAUGAAGUUGAAGAGGCAGAGGGUGUCGUCUGUCCUUCCCGAGCACCAUGAGGUGUUCAACAGGCUACUUGAGGAUCCCGUUGUUAAAAGUUUCCUGGCCUGGGACAAGGACCUGAUGGUGUCUGACAAGUAUCUCCUAAGCAUGGUCAUUGCCUACUUUAGCCGGGCUGGCCUCUUCUCCUGGCAGUUCCGACGGAUUCACUUCUUCAUCGCCCUGUACCUGGCCAAUGACAUGGAGGAGAACAACCAGGCCCCUAAACAAGCCAUCUUCUCGUUGCUCUAUGGGAAGAACCGCUCCGAGCGCCCCUUGUUUCACAAACUCCAAUUUCAAUUCAUCCGAUCCAUGGGCUGGAGGACAAGGGUUUCCCGGGAAGAGUGCGAGGAGAUCCAGGCUUAUGACCCGGAGCACUGGGUGUGGGGGCGCGACCGGGCCCUGCUCCCCUAG